AUAAACACGAUACUCUCUCCUCUUCAAUUUUCCAACUGCUUUUCAAAUAUCUCUUCUCAUCCUCGCCUAAUUCUCAAUUUUGGUGUCAAACAACCACAUAUACAAUCCAAAUUCAGAAAAAAAUGGUUGUGGGUAUGAUGAAAUGGAGGCCAUGGCCACCACUUUCAUCCAAGAAAUUUAAAGCCAAGAUCAUCAUACGGCAUCUUCAAGGAUUGCCUGCAACUUCAGAUGGUGGGUCUCAAGAUCUUUCGGGAUUGGCUGUUGAAGUUAAGUGGAAAGGCUCUAAUAAGUCCAACAAUCCGCUGAGAUUUAAGAGAAGUGUGAGGAGGAAUGUUACCAAGGAAGGAUUUUUGAAAGAUGAUGGGAUUGUGGAAUGGAAUGAGGAAUUUGAUACUGUUUGUAAUUUCUUGGGUUUGAGAGAUGGGGGUUUUCAUCAGUGGGAAGUUGCAUUCACGGUGUUUGAUGGCUCAAAUCAAGGACCAAAAAAGAGGUAUUCUGCUGUUGCAACUGGAUCGUUGAACCUUGUCGAAUUUUCUUCUUCUGCUGAGCGAAACGAGACUGAUAUAAGCAUUCCUCUUUCAGCGACUAGUAGCAUCACAGAGUGUGGACCUAUACUUUGUGUAUCUCUCAGCCUGCUCGAGCUGAGGAUUCCACACGAGAGUACAGAACAAGCACAUGGGUCUGUUAUACCUCUUCCAUUGUCACCCCAUUAUGGAGAAAUCUCAAUUACGGAGAAAGAUGAGCGAUCAGGUCUUAAAGCCGGUCUUAGGAAGGUCAGGAUCUUCAGGGCAAUAUCAGUUAAUCAGGCUAAAAAGGCAUGUCGUGAAGAAGAGGGUAGCGAUGGAAAAAGCUCAGUCAGAAGUUACGAUGCUGACUACCCAUUUGACACUGACUCACUUGAAGCAGAUGAAGUUGAUUCAGAGGAAGUAAAAGAUGCUGAUUCUACUGUUAGGAAGUCUUUCAGUUACGGAACUCUGGCAUAUGCAAAUCGUGCUGGAGGGUUAUCUUACUUCAAUUCAAGUUCUAGUGAAGAUGAGGAUUGGAUUUACUACCGCAAUUAUAAAGAAAAAUCCGAUUAUUCAAGUCCAUCUAUCAUCGAUCCCUCAGAAACACAAAGCACAAAACGAAGCAUCUUCCCAUGGAGGAAGAGGAAGUUGAGUUUUAGAUCCCCAAAAACUAGAGGAGAACCACUUUUGAAAAAAGAUUCCGGAGAAGAAGGUGGAGAUGACAUAGAUUUUGAUCGCCGAAUGCUGAGUUCUUCAGACGAGUCCACUUAUGGGCCUAAAAGUGAGGCGGACAUGAAUGCAAACAGGUCUUCGAUCUCUGAAUUUGGAGAAGACAAUUUUGCUGUAGGUACGUGGGAGAAGAAGGAGGUGAUAAGCAGGGAUGGGCAGAUGAAGCUCCAGACCCAAGUUUUCUUUGCUUCAAUUGAUCAAAGAAGCGAAAGAGCAGCUGGUGAGAGUGCAUGCACAGCUUUAGUCGCGAUUAUUGCAGAUUGGUUCCAAAACAACUGGAACGAAAUGCCAAUCAAGUCCCAACUCGAUAGCCUAAUUCGAGAAGGUUCAUUAGAGUGGAGAAAUCUUUGUGAGAACGAAGUUUAUAGGGAGAGGUUCCCAGAUAAGCACUUUGACCUUGAGACCGUGCUCCAAGCCAAGAUCCGUAAUCUUGCAGUAGUCCCUGAAAAGUCAUUCAUCGGAUUCUUUCAACCUGAAGGGCUCGAGGAGGGUGAUCUUCACUUUCUUGAUGGUGCUAUGUCGUUUGACAGCAUAUGGGAUGAGAUCAGUAAGAUCAGUUGUAGCCAUAGUGACAACAUGAAUCCAUUGGUCUACGUUGUAAGCUGGAAUGACCAUUUUUUCGUGUUGAAAGUUGAACGGGAUGCAUACUACAUUAUCGACACAUUGGGAGAGAGGCUUUAUGAAGGAUGCAAUCAGGCCUAUGUGUUGAAGUUCGAUAAAGAUACAACAAUAGAGAGACUACCAACUGAGGAUACACAAAAAUUAAACGAAAAGACAGAAGGCGAAAAGGUGAAUGCGAGUGAAAGCAAGGAGACUGAAUUGGCGGUUGUCGAUAGUGAGAAAGAGAAAGCGGAGGCUAUGGUGUGCAGCGGAAAAGAGUCAUGCAAAGAGUAUAUAAAGAGGUUUUUAGCUGCAAUUCCGAUAAGAGAACUGCAGGCUGAUCUGAAGAAAGGGUUGAUGGCGGCAUCGACACCACUUGUUCAUCAUCGGCUGCAAAUCGAAUUUCACCAGACCGAGUACUUCCAGCCUCCGAGCAACGAGACGAUGGCUAUUACGGUAUGAAUUAACACUUGGUAACUGAUGUUAAUUGUUUUUGUAGCCUAACACCCCAAAAAAACCAUGAAUGGGUUAAAAAUAAUGAAAUCUCAUUCGUGUCCUCUUAUUUUUGAUGGGUUUUUCCGACAUUGUUGUGAGGAUGGAAGUUAUAAUGUAAAUGUCUAAUAUGCAUGAAUCUGUGUUAAAUGUUCGGUGUUGAUUACUUGUGGAUGUUAUAUAGCAAAUAUGUACCCAAUAAAUUA
Cynara cardunculus var. scolymus (artichoke) is the source of this 2533-nucleotide messenger RNA. RefSeq lists its product as uncharacterized. The transcript has 4 exons. NCBI's taxonomy places the organism in Eukaryota, Viridiplantae, Streptophyta, Magnoliopsida, Asterales, Asteraceae. Bases 123 to 2297 code for a protein of 724 amino acids. The record is from RefSeq and is a predicted model, not a curated record.